AUGUCUAUUACAAAGAUUCACGCCAGAGAGAUCUUUGACUCCCGUGGAAAUCCCACUGUUGAGGUUGAUCUUUAUACUGCAAAAGGUCUCUUCAGAGCUGCUGUACCCAGUGGUGCAUCAACUGGUAUCUAUGAGGCUCUGGAGCUCUGGGACAGUGAUAAGACUAGGUAUCUGGGGAAAGGUGUCUCAAAGGCUGUUGAGCACAUCAAUAAAACUAUUGCGCCUGCCCUGAUUAGCAAGAAACUGAAUGUUGUGGAACAGGAGAAGAUUGACAAGCUAAUGAUUGAGAUGGAUGGAACUGAGAAUAAAUCAAAAUUUGGUGCCAAUGCCAUUCUGGGAGUGUCUCUUGCUGUCUGCAAGGCUGGAGCCAUUGAGAAGGGGGUCCCCCUGUAUCGGCACGUUGCUGACUUGGCUGGCAAUUCUGAAGUCAUUCUGCCAGUUCCCGCUUUCAAUGUCAUCAGCAGUGGCUCUCAUGCUGUCAACAAGCUGGCUAUGCAGGAGUUCAUGAUCCUCCUUGUCGGAGCAGCAAGCUUCAAAGAAGCCAUGCGCAUUGGGGCUGAGGUUUACCACAACCUAAAGAACGUCAUCAAGGACAAGUACGGCAAGGAUGCCACCAAUGUGGGGGAUGAAGGUGGCUUUGCCCCUAACAUCCUGGAGAACAAAGAAGCCCUGGAACUGCUGAAGACUGCGAUUGGGAAAGCUGGCUACACUGACAAGGUGGUGAUUGGCAUGGACGUUUCUGCCUCAGAGUUCUUCCGCUCUGGGAAGUACGACCCUGACUUUAAAUCUCCUGAUGACCCCAGCAGGUACAUCUCACCUGACCAGCUGGGAGACCUAUACAAGUCCUUCAUCAGGGACUACCCAGUGGUCCGGGCAUCUGAGCCUGAUGACUUUUCCUGGCAGCCGUCUAGAGCUGUCUGUGGUCGACUUCAGAACAGUAGCCACAUCUUGCUCUCCAGGGACCGCCUCUGA
Messenger RNA from Elephantulus edwardii (Cape elephant shrew), 972 nucleotides. RefSeq names its product alpha-enolase-like. NCBI's taxonomy places the organism in Eukaryota, Metazoa, Chordata, Mammalia, Macroscelidea, Macroscelididae. The record is from RefSeq and is a predicted model, not a curated record. Gene Ontology annotation, molecular function: magnesium ion binding; phosphopyruvate hydratase activity. Gene Ontology annotation, cellular component: phosphopyruvate hydratase complex. Bases 1 to 972 code for a protein of 323 amino acids. The transcript has 2 exons. Gene Ontology annotation, biological process: glycolytic process.